Molecule: messenger RNA, 1083 nt
Organism: Arabidopsis thaliana (thale cress)
Lineage: Eukaryota; Viridiplantae; Streptophyta; Magnoliopsida; Brassicales; Brassicaceae
Product: F-box and associated interaction domains-containing protein
Exons: 1
Coding region: 1-1044 (347 amino acids)
Source: RefSeq, marked reviewed
AUGGUGAGAUUGGAUCUUCCAUGGGAUUUGGUAGAUGAAAUACUCUCUCGACUUCCCGCAACAUCUCUAGGUCGACUACGAUUUACAUGCAAACGAUGGAAUGCUUUAUUCAAAGAUCCGGAAUUCAUCACAAAGCAAUUUCAUAAAGCAGCAAAGCAAGAUUUGGUUCUCAUGUUGAGUAAUUUUGGGGUUUACUCGAUGAGUACCAAUCUCAAAGAAAUUCCCAACAACAUUGAAAUAGCGCAAGUUUUUCAUUGCAACGGCUUAUUGUUAUGUUCCACGGAAGAGGGUAACAAGACUAAACUCGUGGUUGUGAAUCCGUGUACUGGUCAGACCAGGUGGAUCGAACCAAGAACUGAUUACAAUUAUAAUCAUGAUAUCGCUCUAGGUUACGGAAACAACAGCACCAAGAAAUCGUACGACAGCUACAAAAUCUUGAGGAUUACGUAUGGUUGCAAACUCGUUGAAAUCUUUGAGCUAAAGUCUAAUUCAUGGAGGGUUCUUUCUAAAGUCCAUCCCAACGUGGAAAAACACUAUUAUGGAGGCGUGUCUUUCAAGGGAAAUACCUACUGGCUUUCGUAUACGAAAUUCAAUAUAUUGAGUUUUGAUUUCACAACAGAGACAUUUAGAAGUGUGCCUCUUCCGUUUCUGUAUCAGGAUGGUUUCGUUACUUUAGCUCUAUCAGUUGUUAGAGAAGAGCAACUUCUGUUGUUACGUUCGAGGUUUGAUAUGGGACAGGUUGGGAUAUGGAUGUGUAAUAAGAUUGAUACUGAAACUGUGUUGUCGUGGAGCAAAUCCUUUACAUUGGAAUUUGAUUCUCUGCGUGAUCUUCCUGUUAUGAGUAUUCUGAGAAUCUUCAUUGAAGAAGACAAGAAAGUGAUUGUUGUGGAUUGUGAUGACAGAUGGAAGGAGAACAUGAUAUACAUUGUUGGAAAGAAUGGAUUCAAAAAGUUAAGUUAUGAGAAAGACCGAUCUAAUCUUUGGCGUCUGCCGUUUUUCUUUAGUUAUGUUCCGAGUUUAGUUGGUUUAUAUCCACCAAUGUAAUGCUUGUAGCUUUUAAGGAUGCAUAAAACGUUAUCUUAA